Drosophila busckii is the source of this 4989-nucleotide messenger RNA. RefSeq lists its product as uncharacterized. Gene Ontology annotation, biological process: regulation of DNA-templated transcription. Gene Ontology annotation, cellular component: nucleus. The transcript is spliced from 4 exons. The coding region runs from base 712 to 4764 and encodes 1350 amino acids. Lineage: Eukaryota; Metazoa; Arthropoda; Insecta; Diptera; Drosophilidae. The record is from RefSeq and is a predicted model, not a curated record.
AGUCGCCGAGUCCAAGCAUACACGAGCGCCAAACGCUGUCCAGAGGCCCAGCAACAACCAUUGACGCUGACGCCGGCAGCGCUGGCAGCAGAGCAGCAGCGGCCAGCGCGACGCAACGUGUACGCGAUGGUUGUGAUUUCAAAUAGUCAAGUCGAGUUGCCGCUGCCGCAUCGCCCAGCCACAACGCAAUCGCAUCGCAAUCGUCGCAUUCGUAAUCGUUUUUCUCCAAAAGAUGUGUGAAAGGCGCUAAUUAACUACAACGACAACCAGCAACCAAGAAUAAAAGAAAAGUAUUACGAAUAGUUAAUAAAAAAAAUAAAGAAAUUAUGAAAAAUGCUCAGCACUGCAAAACCAACUAAAAUUACAAGUGUGUGUGCCCCAAGCUUUAACCAACUAACUAACUAACUAAACACCACAGCUCUACCCAUUGAUAAACCAAACAACGAAGCACGACAACAAAAGCAGCGGCGAUUACUUAAAACUCUCAACAAACAACAAACAGCAGUAAGCCAAAAUUUCAGCAGCUUACGAAGCUCCGAUGUGGCAAUUGUGUUGGGCUGCCUGCCGUUAUUGUUAAUAUCUAACGCAGUCCAGUCGCAACGAAUCUACGAACAAGCAGCGCUGUAUAUCGCAUAUAGUAGAUCCUAGUCAAGUCUAUUGUCGUCCCAACUACACACAGAAGCUAGCUCGUAAGCCAGAGGCGCACUCUUGAUGCAUAUUGGUCAGGAAAAGCUUCCGCACUUGCAUCCUCAGCCACAUACGCAGCCACACACACACUCACACUCGCACACACACGCACACGCACAUCCACACCCACACCCACACACACAUCCACACUCACAUCCACACACACAUUUGCAGCUGCAGGAGCAUCAGUCGCGACUGGAACAUUAUACGCGUGCUAACGACUACACGGCCUUGUUGCUGGGCUAUCGGUAUACGUUGCCGCCGCUGCCAUUGCCGGUGCCGGUGCUGCCAGGGCAUGAGCAACAGCAACAGCAGCAACAGCAACAGCACGCGCACUUGGAGCAACUGAGGCGCUGCAGUGCACGAAGUCCCACCAGCUCCAGUUCCAUGGUUAUGACACCCAGCUCGCGACACAGCUCGCCGCCGUUGUCGCGCCAGGCCGUGCCACUAACCCAAUCAGCUGCAUCCGCGGCGUCCCAGUCGCCCGCGCUCUCACCCUCGCAGUCGCAGUCACAGUCACAGUCACAGUCACAGUCACAGUGCAUGGGCGCACACUUUUUGCACUUGCAGUCGCAGCUGCAUCAGAAGCUAAGCGCCAGCUACUUUCGCAACCCGCCCUCGCCCUCGCCCACGGAUCAGAGAGCCAGAGAGUGCGAUAGGGAACGCACGCCGCCCGGACUCAGCAUGAGCACAGCACAGCUGAAUCCGCUCAGCGACUUGCAGAACAUGCAACCCUUUGAUUUUCGCAAAAUCAACACAGCCUUUACCACCGCAGACUUCCAUCACCAUCAGCAGCAGCAACAUCAGCAGCACCACCACCACCAACAUCAUCAACAGCAAGCGCUGCAGCUGCAGCAGCAGGCAGUGCAGCAGGCAGCAGUGCUGGCAGAGGCGCGUCGACGCAUCAAUGAGGCAACCACGCCCAGCGAGAAGAGCGCCGCCGUGGCAGCAGCAGCAGCAGCUGCGGCAGCGGCAGCCGCCCAAAGCAAUCAGUUCUUUAGCGCCAUGGCCAUGGCGGGGCAUGCUCUACCCUAUCAUCUGCCUCCACCCCCACCACCGCCGCCGCCACCACCAGCAACAGCGCCCGCCACAGCAGCAAGCAGCCAACAGCAACAGCAACAGCAGCAGCAGCAGCACCAACAACAGCAAGUUGCUGAGCUGAGACAUGCCCAUUCGCCCAGUCAGCAUUACCAGCCGCAUCACAAGCCCGCCACGCCUGAGCAUAACAAUAAAUCGAAGCCCAACAGCAGCAGCAGCAGCAACACCAGCACCAUCAGCAGCAACAACAACAACAACAACAACAACAACAGCAGCAGUAGUUCGCAGCAGCAGCAGCAGCGCCUCACACGCCUCACGCUGGCCAACGCGUCGAGUAUGCGCGCCAGUCGCAAGAGCGCGCACUCGCCGGGCAGCGCCGGCUCCGGCAGCAAGCGCCAGUGGGGCAGCAUGCCCGCCAACCUGGGCACGCAGUUCAUCAAUCCGGUGACGGGCAAGAAGCGCGUCCAGUGCAACGUCUGCCUGAAGACCUUUUGCGACAAGGGCGCGCUUAAGAUUCACUUCUCGGCAGUUCAUCUGCGGGAGAUGCACAAGUGCACCGUGGACGGCUGCAGCAUGAUGUUCAGUUCGCGCCGCUCGCGCAAUCGCCACAGUGCCAAUCCGAAUCCGAAGCUGCACUCGCCCCACUUGAGGCGCAAGAUCUCGCCGCACGACGGGCGCAGCGCGCAGCCGCAUCCGCUGCUGCUGCAGGCGCCCAAUGGCAUAAUGGCGGGACUGACACCCUUCGGCAGCUUUCCGCUGCUGACUCCGCCGCCGGACUUGCGGCACCAUGCAGCGCUUGGCGGAGCGGGAGGACUGGACCUGAAGCAUGGUGGCGCCGCGGGGCAGGAGUACUUGCAGCAGCGCUACUUGGAGAGCAAUGGCAUGUUGGGACGCUGCUAUGAGGGACAGCGCCGCAAGGCAGCGGCGCAGGAGGAGGAGGAGGACGAGGAUGACGAGAUACUGGAGGUGGGCAUACACAUGCCCACGGAUGACGACGAUGAUGAUGAUGAGGAUGAGGACGAGGAUGAUGAGGAAUGUCUAGUGGCACGCGUGGGGGAGGACGAUGAUGAUGACGAUGACGAUGCUGUGGACAUGGGCAUGGAGGUGGUGGCUGAUGAGCACCAUGCCUUUAUGCUGGACAAUGGCCAAGAGAGCGAUGAGCGGUCCAGUUCCAGCCACAGUCAGAGUCACAGUUACGAUCAAGCUCACAGUCACAGUCACGGUCAUGGUCACGGUCAAACCAAAGAGCAAGCGAGCAAGCAACAGCAGCAGCAGCUGGACAGUGAGCUGGAGCACGAGGAUGCGCUUAGUCAAAUGCCAGGACAUACGCCGGCCAGCAAACGUAAGCGCAAGAGUCAAAAUCCCGUGCGCUGCACUGCGCUCCAAUCCGAUGAGAACAACAGCUACGACGACAAUACGCUGGACAACUAUGACAUGGCUGCAGAUUUGUCCAUAAAAAAGAUCAAGUUGACCAAGCAGGCGGACCCAGUAAUAGCAGCAGAAACAGCAACAAUUCCUGCGAGCACAGCAACAGCGGCAACAGCAGCAGCAGCAACAGCAGCAGCAGCAACAGCAGCAACAACAACAGCCAAAGAAGCCGAGGUGCUUAGCAGCUCCAAUGAGUCCACCAAAGCAAUACCAUCGCCACCUCUAACACCCUACGCCAGCGAGCAGGUAGCCAAAAGCCUGGUCAAAUUGGAGCUAGAAGAGCAGCAGCAGCAGCAGCAGCAGCAAACAUCGAUUGCGCCACCGCCUGCCAUCAAGCAAGAGCCGGUGGAUGAGUUGGCCUAUGAAGCUGAUGAUGAGCAUCGUUACUUGCGCAUUAAGCAGGAGCUGAUGGGCGUGGACGAUGAUGUCGCUGCUGCUGCCGCGGUGAACAACAACAACAACAACAUCAGUGAGAACUUGAGCUUGAGCUUGGGUGACAAGCAACUGCAGAGCAAUGGCGACGUCCCAGAGGCUAAGACCGUCGCGGAGCCUGAGGUGGAGCCCGAAGCGGAGCCCGUGGCCGAAGUGCCCAUUGACCAGGAGAAUCCCUUAAAGUGCACAGCAUGCGGUGAAAUCUUUCAGAAUCAUUUUCACCUACAGACUCAUUACCAGAGCGUCCACCUCAAGCUCCAUCACAAGUGCAACAUCGAUGGCUGCAAUGCAGCGUUUCCCUCCAAGCGAAGUCGGGAUCGUCACAGCUCCAAUCUCAAUUUGCAUCGCAAGCUGCUCAGCACACGCGACGAUGCGCAACAGCAACAACAACAGCAUCAGCUGCAACAGAACAAGCAGCAACAGAAGCAGCAGCAGCUGCAGCAGCAACAACAACAACAACAACAGCUGUUACUCCCGCCCGAGCCGCUGCUGGAGCUGAUGAGCAUGAACAACAACAAGCUGGCCGCGGGCGGCGGCGGCGGCGUGUCCACGUUGGCGGCUGCUGGUGGCGGCGGCGUGCCCGGCAGCAUACAAGCGGAGCUGUUGGCGCGCAUACACGCCUUGCAUAUGCCGCUGUGCUUUGAGGCACUGCAGCAGCGCUUUGGAGGACACGCGGCGCAGGCUACGGCGUUUGGGGAUGCCACCAAUGCGCAGGCGUUUGCUGAUCCGCGGCUGCUGCUGGGACAUGGUGGCAAUCCGUUGUUGUUUCCCGGACUGCCACGGCUGCAGCGAUUUCCGCUGCCACACAUGCUUGGCGCCGGCGCGCCAUUUUGCCGACGCAGCUCGUCCGACUCCAAUUCGCAGCAGUCCAUAACGCCGCCCGUCUCGGCCAUGGGGCUGGCCAUGCGCCCGCGCUCCGGCUCUGGUUCCGGUUCGCCGGACUAUGAAACGCAUGCACAUCUACACAUGCAGGCAGCGGCGGCGGCGGCGGCGCAGCAGCGGCAGCGGCGGCGGCGGCGUCGGUGGCAACUGGAGCAACCGCAGCUGGCGAGGAGCUCAGUGCAGCGUCACCAGAUCGCAUAUCAUGACCAUGUACCUCGUACUAUGCCAAGGCGCUGGCAUUUUAUAAUUAAAAACAAACUGAAAAAGUCGUGCGCGCAUAUCGAUAUGUAUCGAUAACACAAAUAUCUAGCGCUAUAUAUUCAUUUAUUCAUGCAAUAUCAGGCUAAAAAACUUAGGACUAUAGCAUUGCUCAUUCGCAUAGACUUGUCGUUGAAUGCAAAUUAAAACAGUUAGCAAUUAUUCAAUUAAUCGAUGAAUCGAUUAAUCGUUUGGUUUGCAGCGCUCAUUAUAAACUAGGCUAAUAUCAUCUAUAACUAUAUAAAUAUAUGUACACACAAUUAU